UCUUAGUAUGAAAUAUGAUAUUCAAGGUUCAAUUCAAAUCAAUCAAAAUGAAAAACUAUCUGUAACUGGUAUUGGUUAUCUAGAAAAAGAUUGGGGAUAUUCAUUUCCAUCACUAUGGAUUUGGGGUCAAGCUAAUCAAUGGGAAAAUCUUCCAUCCACAUCAUCGGCUAGUUUAUUUUUUUCUUUCGCAAGUAUUCCAUGGCAUUUUAAUAUUAAAUUUCCUGGAUUUCUUAUGGUUUUUGAAUAUAAUCAUCAGUUCUAUCGUUUUAAUUCUUAUUUACAAUCGAUUAUAAAUGAUUUAUCAGUUAAUAAUGAAACAAACCAACUUUCAUUCACUGUUUAUGAUGUUUUAUUUCAACAUAAACUUCAUGUAAGCACAUAUUGUGAUGAAUCAGAAUAUAUUAGUAGUGCAUUGUUAUAUGGACCACGUAAUGGUGGAAUGGAAAAGUUUGUACAUGAGAUUCUUGGAAGAAAUAUUUAUUUUGAUGUUCAAUUAUCGAGAUUAAUUCAAAAUGAAACAUUAAAUCGGGAUAGUGACGAUCCAUUUGUUCAGCAUGGAUAUUAUGAAGAAAUUCUUUUUCAAGAACGUGCUGUCAGUAUUGCACUAGAAAUUACGGGUGAUGUAAACUGGUUAACUGAGGAACUUCGAAAGACAUAUGAAAAUGUUUAUCCAUGGAAUUUUUCAUUAAUAAGAAGUUUGAUACAAUAUUAUAAAUUAAUAAUAACAAGUAUUAUAAGUGUAAUAAUUAUAUGGUUAUUUUUGGUUAAAUACCGUUAG
Adineta steineri is the source of this 778-nucleotide messenger RNA. The record is from the annotation of a GenBank genome assembly. Lineage: Eukaryota; Metazoa; Rotifera; Eurotatoria; Adinetida; Adinetidae.